ACUAAUCCGCACACGGUGCCGUUUGUUCGGUGUUUCCGCAACCGAAAAGUCCUGUAAUCCCGUGCCAUGGUUCACGCCUACGGCAACGAACAGCAGCAGCAGCAAGUCCCAGCGGUUCCACUGGGAUCCAACAAAGGGGGACCGCACGGACUUGGCGAUCCCGAAGACCGGCGACUCCGGAAGGUGGAGCUCGAGGUGCUGAUUCCGAAGAUUAUGCGCGAACGGGCCAAAACGGAAAAGUGCACGCCCGAGGUGCAGGCAUUCGAAGCAUGCUGCAAAGAUGCGGGCCUGUUCAUGGUGGCCAAAUGUCAGCCGGCGAACGAUGCGCUGAAGGCCUGCACCCUCCGAUGGUACAGCGACGAGCAGUUCAAGCGGGAGUGCACCGAAAUCUAUCUGGAGGAGCGUCGAGAGUUCCGUAUAACGGGAGUGCCGAAAAAAUUCCGAAACGCCACUUAGUUCCGAGCGGUGAUGAAUGGUACAUAAAGUUAAGUUUAAACUACUAACAGAUUAGUUCAGUCGGUCCGUCCAGCAGUUAAAGCAGCGUUUAUUUAGCUAAGAGAUUGGUUGGGUUCUGAACGUCUUACAAACGCACCACACGGAUGGCACAAUGAUGGCCAGAAGUGUGGUGACGAAAAUGCCCAUCACGUCCAGCGAAUGAUACACGAACCACGGCAGGUCGGCUCCGUA
Molecule: messenger RNA, 687 nt
Organism: Anopheles cruzii
Lineage: Eukaryota; Metazoa; Arthropoda; Insecta; Diptera; Culicidae
Product: COX assembly mitochondrial protein homolog
Exons: 2
Coding region: 67-456 (129 amino acids)
Source: RefSeq, a predicted model, not a curated record